AUGUCAUACAUACCACCAUCAGUACCGUCAGACCCCGCCCCACCAACCCUCGUCGACCUCUGGCUCACCGAAAAGCACACCUUCGUACACGGAAACGCGUGGCGUUGGACCGACACCGGUUUCCUCGUUCUCUUCAUCCUCCUCUUCCUCUUCAUAAUCGGCCUAGUCUGCCAAGACGCAGAUCUAACAGUCGAGCUCCUGGAGCUCAAAGAAGGCACAUAUGCAAAGCACAUCGGAGGCACAGUCAUGGCAUACUUCGACGAAGGCAUUCGCAACGACCUCUUGCAAAAAUACAUCAGGACGGGGCUCGCGAGAAGUAAGAUGAGACUAAAGCGCGAAAUCACGGCUGAAUUAAUCGACGCAUAUCGGAAACGACAGCGGAAAGAUGGUGCUGGGAGUGAUCCGCACGGCGCACGUCCUGUGCCACGGGAUGGUGAGGAGGUCGGUGAAUUUGCUGAGCGCUUGAGGGAAUGGACAGAGGAGGAUUUGCGGCGUGAGACGGAUAAGAGGGUGAGCCUUUGGUUGAGGAGGCCAACUGGGGAGACUGUUGGGUUAUCGAAGGAAGAGGCUAGGGUUAUUGCUCAAGCUGCUGGUGGUAGUACGUGA
Alternaria ethzedia is the source of this 606-nucleotide messenger RNA. RefSeq lists its product as uncharacterized. The transcript has a single exon. The coding region runs from base 1 to 606 and encodes 201 amino acids. The record is from RefSeq and is a predicted model, not a curated record. NCBI's taxonomy places the organism in Eukaryota, Fungi, Ascomycota, Dothideomycetes, Pleosporales, Pleosporaceae.